Molecule: messenger RNA, 1421 nt
Organism: Phlebotomus argentipes
Lineage: Eukaryota; Metazoa; Arthropoda; Insecta; Diptera; Psychodidae
Product: sialin-like
Exons: 4
Coding region: 1-1395 (464 amino acids)
Biological process (GO): monoatomic anion transport; transmembrane transport
Cellular component (GO): plasma membrane
Molecular function (GO): transmembrane transporter activity
Source: RefSeq, a predicted model, not a curated record
AUGCGUCGCUACACCGUUGUCUUCAUGAUAUUUUUAUCAUUUAUUAGCAUUUACAUGAACAGAGUGUGUAUGAGUGUGGCCAUUGUGGAAAUGACUAGGAAAUUUAACACAACUCUCGAGAAUGGCAACAUCGUGGAAGAUCAGCACUUCGCAUGGGAUUCAAAGCAGCAGGGACUGGUUCUCAGUUCAUUCUUCUACGGCUACAUGUGUACGCAAAUCAUCGGCGGAAUUUUAGCCUCGAGAUUCGGCGGUUAUUAUAUCGUUUUGUGUGGCGUCGGAGGAUCGGCAUUGAUGGCCUUAUUGGCUCCUGUUGCAGCUUCGACGAGCAUUUAUUUCCUAAUGGCAGUGCGAAUAAUUGAGGGAUUCUUCGAAGGAUUCAAUUUGCCAUCGAUGCACGCCAUCCUCAGUCGAUGGGCGCCUGUUUUUGAACGCUCCAGGAUGGCAAGUUUCUGCAUUAUGGGAUGCUUUAUGGGGACAGUAGUCACGAUGCCAUUGUCAGGAGUUUUAGUCUCCAACUUGGGAUGGAGAAGUGUGUUUUACUUCUUUGGCAGUUUUGGACUUAUUUGGUGUUGUGUGUGGAUUUCACUCAUUCGACCAUAUCCCGAGACUGACUCCUUUAUAUCCAAAGAAGAGGCUGCUUAUAUAAUAAGGAAUGUGGGCAAUGAAGCUGCGGAGAAGAAGAAAAUCGUCCAUCCUUGGAAGAAAAUUCUCACUUCGACUGCUGUUUGGGCAAUUAUGGUAUCACAUUUUGCCGAUAAUUGGACUUACACUACACUUCUUACUCAACUGCCAACGUUUCUCAGUGAUAUAAUUGGAUUGAAAGUUCAAACGUCUGGAAUUAUUUCGGCAAUUCCUUACAUCACAAGAAGCUGCUUUUUAGCAAUCGGAGGUUAUCUGGCUGAUUGGUGUCAAAUUAAGGGAUACUUGACUACCAGACAAGUUCGUCGAUACUUCAAUUGUGGAGCCUUUGUAUUGAUCUCUGCUUGUAUAUUGUUUGUUACGUUCUUAGAAAAUUCUCUUGCCAUUAUCUUCUUUUUAUCCUUAAUCGUCGGUUUCGGAGCCUUUGCUAAUAUCGGUUUCAUGAUCAAUCCUUUGGAUAUAGCGCCGAACCACGCUUCAGUCAUUCUUGGCUUAUCCGCCACUACAAGUGUCGGAGGAAUCGUCAGUCCUUUGCUGACCGGCGCGAUUGUGACUGAUAAAGCGAAAGAUCAGUGGCAAAUCGUCUUCUUCAUAUGCGUGGGAAUUAAUGUGGUUGGAUGUCUUUUCUACUGGUUCUUCGCCAGAGGAGAAUUGCAACCUUGGGCUGUGUCACUGUCAGACGCUCAUGAAAUGACUGAUAACGCUAAGAACACUGAUAAGGAGAGAGUUCACAAAGACAACUCUGAUUCACGAUAAAGCUUGUAGACAAUGUAAUUUAGCGA